Messenger RNA from Mesorhabditis spiculigera, 216 nucleotides. NCBI's taxonomy places the organism in Eukaryota, Metazoa, Nematoda, Chromadorea, Rhabditida, Rhabditidae. The record is from the annotation of a GenBank genome assembly.
AUGACCUCCGAGCCCGAGUCGUGCAUCGACGACACACAUUUUAUGGGCGACGAUGACGAGAUGCCGGAUAUGGCACUGCUCCGUGUUCUCGGUGCGAACACGCUCUUCACCGACUCCUUCAAGACGUUCGCCUUCCUCCACGCACUUUUCGGUGUUUUUGAUCAUCUCCAGCGUGUCGACGAACCGGGAAGUAAAGAUUUCACCCAGAAAACCACC